CCAGUUUUCUAUUGAAAAUAAACCCCCUCAGCUUGGAAAGCAAGAUUAAACAGGCACAUGGUUUGUUUAUAGGCUGCCUUUACUAGCUAAUUUCUUGCAAAAGGUGGCUGGAAAUCUCGUAGACAGGAGGAAAAUAUGCUAGUAGUAUGGGGAUUUUAAAAAAAAUAUUUAUAUAUACAUAUAUAUAAAAAAUAAAAUAACCACCAGCAUAAGGUAAACUGCCAUUGUUCAUGUCUCAAACCCCAGGGCUGGAAGGAUGCUCUGCACUGAGAUCUUCUCCCUGCUGUGAGUGGGGGAUGGAUGACAGGAGAUUUUUGUGCUCAUGUUCAUGGAUGCACAGAAAAGCAGCUCCUGGCAGGUUCAAGGGAAGACAAAGCUCACCCUUUAACCCUUUUCCCCAUGUGCAAAGAGCUGUCACAGACUAUAGAGACUGCAGCCUAGAUUUUAUUGCUUAUUAACAGUGCUAUAAAGAAUAGCUUUCCUUGAAUGCCAGUUUUCCUGUAUAUCCACUGCUAGGCUGGUUUAUUUUGCGUGGCUGGAUACUGGGAGGUGCAAACAGACUGGGCAUGAUGAGAGUGAAGCAGCAGAGCUGCAUCUCUGUAAAUCCAGCUCAUAACCUCACAGCUGGGUCUCAUGAGUUGUAGCCACUGGACACGUGGAGCAUUCUGUAGAUAUUUUUUUUUCUGCCAAAGCAGAAUAGUUUUUCCAGACAUCACAAAUUCCUCUGGCUACUGUGAGGAGACACAACCCAUUCUGCAGAUGCCACCUGCUAAUGGCAGAGCCCCCCCUGUGAGGAAGGGGACAAACCAGGUUAACAGGAGUGCUGCAGGACAGGGAUGGGUUCAUCGAAGAGCAAAAAGGCCUUCUGUGGUGCUCUGAAUUGUUUCUGGUCUUUUGUGAAUUAUUUUAUUUUAGGAAACAGCCCAAGCAUCGCUACUCCCAUGAAACAGCCAGGGGAGGGCAGCAGCUGCAGUUGGACCAGGGACGGAUCCAAGCUGGAUGCAGUCAUCUUCCUCCUUCCCACCUCUGAAAGCCAGAGUUUUUUUCCAUUCCAGGGCACAAAUGAAAUGAAAGCUGACUUUGGUUUUUAAAAGCAUUGGGAGUGGGAUAGGGUUUAUUUAAUUCUUCACAGCUCCUAAUCAAGUAGCUGUCCCCUUUUCCCCCUCCUUUCUUUGGCCCCUGUUGCUGUAUGGUGACAAAAGACCUUUUCCCUCCACAGCAGCCGCUGUCUGGAAUAGUUUGUAUUUGCCUCAUUAACUCCCUGCUCCCACAAACAUCCCAGGACUGUCAGCAAAGCACUCAUUAAUUUGUUUUCCAGCUCUGGAGCACAUUCUUUUCCAAGGUAUGAAGGUCAGCAAAGGAGGAGAGAUCCAGCCUGUGAUUAAGGAAGGAAAUACAGUUUGGGUUCAUUUCUGCAUGAGAAUUAAUGAUUUUCAUUUCAACUAAAAACAGUUUGUAAAUAGUUUAGGUACCCAAAAAGGUAUGAAGGUGUCUGGAUCAGUGGUACAGAGAUGGUUUAUUGUAUAGAGGUGCAACCAUACACCAUCCUCAUAUUUAUUUCUUGAGUGAUGGAUAUUUUAGGACAGUCCUAGACAAAGACUUACUUUUUACACAACAUUAAUAUCAAACAGUUGUUCUGGAUCAUGUUUUUCAGCAUGUAAUGUUUGGACUUGACAAUCUUGGAGGUUUUCUCCAAUCUAAACCAUUCUAUGAUUCUGUAAGUUGAAUUAAAAGUGUCUCUGUACUGGACCCAUUGGCCAUGCAGCUGGAGUGGGCUGGGGGUGUGUUUGUAUCCAUAUCCACACUGAUUUUAUAAAGCACAGGAUGCCCUUGGUGGUGUCUCAGGGAUGUUUUUUUCUUGUGUAACUGUAGCCUAGUGUUUGAUUUUGUCGCUCAGGUGUCCUGCUCAUCCACGGCUGGAAGAAGCUGCUGAUCCUACCCUUCUCUUACAAAGGAACCCAGACAACGCCCCCAAAACAGCCAAAGAUCCUGGCAGCUGCUCUUCCUGUGGCCGGAAAGACAAACCCUUCAUCAGAAGCCAGCACAGCCUAUCCACGAGCCGCUCAUUCCCAGGCAGAGAUAGGAUCAGGAUCUCCCGCAGCCACCCCACACUGCCGCUUCUACGUGAGGCUGAAAUGAAGGUGUAGCAGCAGAACAAGCACUGCCUCUGCUUUUACCACCUGCUUUACCUCCUGUUGCCUGUUUAUGAAAGCUGGUGCUAGCAUUCAUCAUCAUCAUCAUCAUCAUAAUAAUACUUUGCACUUCCCAAACAACCAUCCAUCUGCAGCACUUGAGCUGCUGGCAAACCUUUAAUUAGAUUGUGCCUCCCACCACCCCCAGGAAGGAGACAAACAUUAUCACAUUUUUUCAUUAGCACUGAGGCUGUUGAUGAACCUUCGGGAAGAAGAUGUUGCAGUUAUAGCUGAGAGAAAAAGAAAAAGUAAAAAAUAAAAAUAUGAAAUCAAAUUUAAUUCAAGAUUUAGCUUGAGGAGCUGGAGAGGGUCUAACACAGCUCUGCCACCCUCAGUCUUCUCCUAGGAGUAAGAAGGGGUAUAUUCCCUAAGGAACUGAAAUGGAAUCACAUCCGUUUGUGCCCACACUGAUUCUAGCAUGCAUGGAGUGUCAGUGACCUGCUAGAGGAUUUGGGGGAUUUUCUAUCUUUUCUCCCAACCACUUGUCAGAGUUAAAUCCUCAUUUUUCUCAUGAGGAUGGUUUAAAAGAAACCUCCUUUUCUCAAAGACACUGAAAACUUCUUUCACUGUCUGUAACUUAAGUCACCCUUUUCAUAGAAGCUUUCUCUCUGCCCUUUACUCUUCACUGGCCCUUUAUGGAAAAAGGCACAUUGAUCCUCUGUGUAGAUACUUUCCAGCUGGGCCUUGUUUCCUCCUGUCACUCUCCAGCUGCUGCACUCCUGCCUCACUUUUCCCCACUUUCUCCAAGGGUUUUACUCUUCUGGCUCUUUGGGGUAGAGGUGGGUGGUUGCAGGAAAGAAAAUUGAGCUGAAAGAGGUCCCCUUCAGCAGAUGGUGCUGCUGCUUUCUUUCCCAGCAAACAAGGUAUGUUUUUUGUCCUACAUUAUUUUCAGGGGUAAGUCUGUAAGGAAGAACUGUGAGGGUAUAUUUCUCCCUAUGCUUGUAUUUAAUGUUUAAACAUGUUCCUAAGCCUAAGCUUGAGUGAAACUGCAUUUGUGGAAUUUGCUACUGAGGGCUUCCCAGGACCCUUCUGCAGGUGUACUCCUCCCUGUUCCACUCAUGCUGCUUCUCAGGCACCGUUGGAAGUGAGCAGUGAUGGGUGUACAGCACAGCCUCUUAUUUUCCUUCCUUCCUUCCACUUGAUAUGAAGAUAAUGGGAAUAAAAGGCUCCUGGCUAUGGCUUGGUGUCUUUUCUGGCUGUGCUGGACCACAGCCCAUCACCCUGGGGAGGCUGCUUUGCUUCCGUGCUACUCCAGCCUUGGGUUUCUGUGGGGUGCUGGCUCACAUGUGUGGCUCUGGGCAGGGCUGGUCCUGCAGGUUUGCUUGGGGUGGGUUUGGCAACACGAGGGAGAGAAAUACACAGCUUCCUAGGAGAACUGCUGGAUUGGGAAUGUGACUGCCCCAGGGUAAGGGGCUUGGGCAGUGCUCUGGGGUGAUACUGAAUAUUUCUGCACCAUCCCCUUGAUGCUGUGGAAGGACAUGGGAACACGCAGGUGGCCUGAGGUGUUUAUUUGCACUGCUCAUCUCUGCAGCCAUCAGAGGGAUGGGCAGCAGCUUCGAUGUGUUUUGUAUCUGUUGUUGCUUGGUGAAGUGUUGUGUAUUAGAGAGGAAAAAAGGAGUGGAAACUGCUGUGUCUUGCCUGCCCAUCUUUGCGGGGAGAGAGGGCCAUGGCCCCACACUUCUCAGCUGCUGUGGGCUGAGAGGUGAAGUUCACAGGGGCUCUGCUCUGGUUUGCAAGUUCCUGGCCCAAAAUCUCCUGUCCUCAGGCAAGUUUUAUAAGACUGGACCCCCUGAAAGGGUUAUGGUGUCCCUGGCAACCCAGUUCACAGAUACCCAGCAGAGCCCUGCCAGGCCUUGCUGCCACCUCAUCUCCUCUUAGCUCUUUCCCCAGUCAUCCCCAACCCGAUCCUAACAGCUGAAUGUACAUGGUUGCCAUGGGAACAGGAACUGGCUGCUUAUCCUGAUUUUUGUGGCUACCUCCAGGAGAGUUGUUGGCUGUUUUUUUAACAGCAGACAGGAGGUGGCCCAGGUUGUGAAAGGUGGUUGACUCAAGGUACUUUGAACUGGCCCACGGGAUGUUCAGCUCCAAACAUCCUGUCUGAGCGACACCUCCCUGUGGUGGCUUCUCUCUUUAUCUGCCUCUUCUGAGUAAUAACCUCCUUGCUGACACAUCUGGAGAGGGAGAAGGACAGGCAGGAGUCACAGGUCCAGGGAAUGAGCCCGAUGCCACCAAGUUUCCUGGGCAGCGCCCUCCGGGGCACUUUCCUCUUCGCCUGUGGCCUGUGGUGGUCGGUGCGGUACCCCCUGAGGUACCUCAGGAGGAAAGGGGACGCUGAGGGCCAGCAGGGCCGCGGACACACAGAGGUCUUUGAGGGCACGGUCAAAGCUCUCCUUUCUCUAGUAGGGAUACUGGUGGAGCAGUUUGUCCCCACUGGUCCCCACCUGCAGCUGUACAGCCCCAAGACGCAGAGCUGGACUGACCUCACCCACUGGCACUACUCCACCAUCUACCUCUUCUUCCUCCUCUCCGGUGUCACAGACGUGCUCACGCACUCCUCGCUCAAGCUGCCUCCUGGCUUGGACCGGCUCUCGCUGUCCCUGGCUCUGCUUGUGGAAGGUUUGCUCUUCUGUUUCCGUGACUACAGCAAUGCUGUGCUGGACCAGCACCUCCACUCCCUGCUGGCCAUUGCCAUCUUUGCCGGAGCCCUCUGUGCCCUCCUAGAGGUGUUCCUCCGAGACCAUAUCAUCCUGGAGACCUUCAGGACCAGCUCCUUUCUUCUCCAGGGCUCUUGGCUUUGGCAGAUUGGGUUUGUGCUGUCCCCUCCAUGGGGAGGACCAGGCUGGGAUCAGAGCAACUCCAGCAACCUCUUGUUCCUCACCAUGUGCUUCUGCUGGCACUACAUGGGUGCUCUCGCCGUUGUGGCCACCAAUGCUGCCAUAUCCCGCUGGUAUGAGGGGGUCCUGGCACAGUGCAUGGGCUGGGGUGGCCAAGAGCAAUACUCAGAGCCAAUAGUAGGCUGGGAAAUCCAUGCUCCAGUGUGUCCUGGGAUAAGGAGUGUGGUGUCCAUGUGUGCACGGCUUGGCUGGAAAGGGCGGGCUCCAGGCCACCAUGGAGCAGCCUUCCCAAGCAGGGUGGGGUGAGCCGGUGGCUCUCACUACCCACAAGUCCCUGACCAUUGUCACUGUCUCUCCUGCAGCUGCAAUGAGUCCUGCCAGCUGAAAUUUGGGGACAUUGACGUGGAGUUGGACUGUGGCUUGUGCCUGCACAGAGGGAAGAAGAGCUCCAGUGGUGCCUUGCUGCCGGAGAGCAGCUCGGAUGACAAAUGAGGCUCUGGU
Molecule: messenger RNA, 5527 nt
Organism: Prinia subflava (tawny-flanked prinia)
Lineage: Eukaryota; Metazoa; Chordata; Aves; Passeriformes; Cisticolidae
Product: transmembrane protein 45B-like
Exons: 5
Coding region: 4406-5332 (308 amino acids)
Source: RefSeq, a predicted model, not a curated record